CAAUGUUUUCAAAGUUUUAUAUGUAUGAUGCACAUUGACCAUGUUGAACUACAGUUGGAAUUUCCUCGUGUCUGUAUGACUCUGCUUAUUACAACUCCAGCCAUGUAUGCCUGUUCUACACUAUAUGGUGAAUGAUGCACAGUAAUGAAUCAUUAAGUCCAUGGUGAAAGUCAAUCAUGUCCUCUCCUGGAAUUCAUGGAAGUCGCAGAAAUGCCAAGCGGAAAACAAUAGAUAGUUCUGACCAGGCUACUGACCCCUCCUUCAAAAACAUUCGCCGGUGUCCUCACAGUGGCUGCCCGACCAAGGUCCCCAUUUGUUUUGCAGGUGCUACAGAAAGGUGUGCAGGAAGUGGCUACACUUCACGUUGGUAUCACACGAGUGCUGCAGAACAUUACUGUAAUGAGUGCUUUGAGCAUUACUACAGAUGCCACAAGGAUGGCUAUGAAGUGUACCUGUCCUGGAAGAAGCUAUGGAGCACACAUGGGACGACAGAUGCCAGCAUACGUAUGUUCAUGACCAAUAGUGUCCUGCCGUUCUGGGUUCAAUGCAGGGAAUGUCACAAGUGGCGGCAGUGGUCCAAAAGCACCACACCUAUCCCAGAAUUCCUCAAAAACUAUGUGUGCGGGACCAUGGCAUCUGGAAAAAAAUCAAAGCUGGAAAAUCCCUGUGAAGUUCCAGAGGAUCAGAGAGUGGCCUUGACAAGAGAUCCCUCCUGGACCCACCUGAUAAGUAGUCUGUCCUACAUGAAGAAUUCCCCCGCCUGGCCCUACCUCACCUCUUAUUUCCCCGACAAAUUGGGCAUGUGUCCCUCUGACCAUGAAGUCUUCAAGGAGAGAAAAACUCCAGUAAUGCACAAGUACCUGCAGCCUUUUGUCGAGGCGGACAGCUCGGAGAUUGCCAACGGUGUGGCCCCUGAUGUCAUGGAGGAACAGGAAAUGGACGAAUUCCCAGAAUACGCCUCCAUACCCUCCAUGUAUCUAGCAAUCAGAAACAUUUGUUUAACUUUGUGGAAUUUAAAUUUUAAGGAAUGGUUAACGAAGGAGAGGUGUGCGACCCAGAUCAUUUGUCGUGGUCUAGGAAGGGUGCUGUACAUAGAAAGCCUGGACAAGGUCCUGUGGUUCCUGACGAGGCGGGGCCUGAUCAACGUGGGUCUGCUGUCUGUGCCCAGGUCUUCGCAGUCCUCAUACAUAUCCAACAAAUUCAUCAAACCCAAUCCGUCUGUGAUAGUGGUAGGGGCAGGCACAGCUGGCCUGGCAGCAGCCAAGACACUCCAGGGGUUAGGGCUCAAGGUGACUGUACUGGAGGCCAAGUCACAAAUAGGUGGCCGAGUCUGUGACGAUGAUUCACUGGGUGUGUGUGUCCCUAUGGGGGCUCAGAUACUGAACGGAGCUCUCAACAACCCCAUAGCCAUCAUCUGUGAACAGGCAGGUAUUCUGGUGAAUUCAUUGUCCGACAGCUGCGAAGUAAUCAAUGUAAAUGGAGAGUUAAUGGACAAACAGACAGACGAAAGAAUGGACUUCCAUUUCAAUGCUAUACUUGACAUAAUCGCUGAUUGGAGGAAAGGCAAGGAACUAACACAAGACACCAGUUUACUUGCUAAAUUGAAAGAAAUGCACCAGCAGUUUCUUGACGAGUCCCAGCUCUCCUUUACCACUGAUGAACAAAAGAAGAUGCUAGCUCUGUUUAUUGAAGAGGAAUCCCUGAUGAACUUUCACAUCAGUAACCUGGAGUUUGCCUGUGGGGACACUCUAAGGAAUGUGUCUGCCCUUCACUGGGACCAGAAUGAGGACUACCCACAAUUCAGUGGGGAGAACCUCGUGUUACCAGGGGGGAUCUCCCAAGUGUUGUCUAAGCUGGCAGAGGGACUGGAUAUUGAUCUUGAUACAAAGGUUACAAAGGUGGAUUAUGGGGAAGAAACUGUCAAAGUUGUAUCAGAGAAUGGAAAGGAAUGGACAGCAGACAAGGUGUUGGUGACACUACCCCUGGCUGUUCUACAAGAUAAAGAUGUGGAGUUCUCUCCUUGCUUGCCUGAAUGGAAGUCCAAGGCCAUGAAAUCAUUAGGGGUGGGCAAAAUAGAAAAGAUUAUUUUAAGAUUUCCCCGACCAUUUUGGAGGAAGAAGAUCAAAGACUGUAAAGUGUUUGGUCAUAUUCCAGAGAAGCAGGACAAUGUCGGUUACUUCAAUGUCUUCUAUGAUUUCUCCACUGACAAGGUAGAUAAGAUGUACCUGUUGGUAACACACCUGACGGGGAGUGCCUUAAAACUCCGGGAUCGCCUGGAUAGAGACGUAGUGGCCGCCUGUAUGGAAGUCCUCAAAGCACUGUUCCCAGAGGAGACUGUUCCUAAGCCCUUAGAUUACUUUGUCACUAAAUGGACCAAAGACCCCUACAGUAAGAUGUGCUAUAGUUAUGUGCCUAUUGGAGUGGAUGGUGACGCCUAUGAUAUAAUGUCGCAAGAUGUUGCAUCCAAAGUAUACUUUGCUGGAGAAGCCACCAACAGACAGUUUCCUCAGUCUGUGACGGGGGCAUAUGUCAGCGGUGUGAGAGAGGCCCACAAGAUAUUCUCUACCCUCGUGGAGGAUGAUACGUGAGGGUUCUCUACAGAAAGUUAGGAUAUUCUGUUACAACUUAACACAUAAUGUCAAAAAUGAUCAGGCCCCAGGGCCAGAAAACUUAAAUACUCACUUCUGGUCUCAGCCUUACUUUUCUACUAUACAUGUCUAUUGUAAAAGUGAAACUUUAAUCAAAAGUGAGCUUGUCAGAAUUUCAUGGCCCCUGAGCCAGGACACCAAAAGAAUGGCAAGUCUGUGUAUUAACUUACUUCAAAUAUUCUCAUCAGGACUAUGACAUUGGUGCAGUUCGGAUUUCUCCUGUUUUGCAGAAGACAUGGAACAAUAUGUGAAAUCAAAUUGUAGCAAUGUUAAUGUUAUUGUUGAACAAAUUGAAUCUGUAGCACUUUGUUUUUGUUUAAACUGUACCAGAAGGUAUUGUUUUGUUCAUCUGUGUUCAUUCAUGACAGAUUUCAUCACUUCCCCUUUAUCUUUGAAUGUGCAUUUACAUGUCUAUUGUCUUCUUUGUUCUGUUGUCUCCUUUGUUUUAUGUAGAUUGGACAGAUGUAUUCAAUGCACUUUAUUAGGUCACUUGAGUAAACUCAGGUGACCUAUUGCUAUCCGUUUCCGUUCGUUGUUGUGGGAUGUGCGUCGUCCAUCAUGCAUUAACAAUUUUACAUUUUUACC
Magallana angulata is the source of this 3233-nucleotide messenger RNA. RefSeq names its product lysine-specific histone demethylase 2-like. The coding region runs from base 177 to 2588 and encodes 803 amino acids. The transcript is spliced from 21 exons. Gene Ontology annotation, molecular function: oxidoreductase activity; protein binding; zinc ion binding. The record is from RefSeq and is a predicted model, not a curated record. Lineage: Eukaryota; Metazoa; Mollusca; Bivalvia; Ostreida; Ostreidae.